AUGGCUAAGUCUGCUGGUGUUCAAGAUGUUGCUGGUGAUGAGGUGUCUAAUUUGUUGAAAGAUUUUACAAAUUUUGAAGGUGAUACUGAUAAUGGGUCUGACGAUGAGGAGGAGGAGGUGGAUGUUAGUAAGAGCAGUGACCCUGUGGAUGAAGAUGUCAUAAAUAAAGAGUUAGUUACCUGGGCUGGAAGACUUGAGUUGGAAUCAAUAGAUUUAAGACAAAAGGCAAAAGAAUUGACUAGUCAAAUGACAAAAAAUUCAUUAUCAAUCAAAAAUACAUCAGAUGAAUUGAAAUCAGAAUUUAUAGAGUGGAAAGAGUCUUCUACGAAGCUAUUGGAUGGUUCAAUAAAGUCAUUCUCUAAGGCAACUUCUAAUUUUUUAUCUGCUACAAAAUCAAUGUCUAACACCAAAUCAAAUUCUGCUAACCAAACUGAUAAAAGGGUUAUAUCGAGUAUAUUUGAAAUUUUAGAGUCUACACAAUCAUCAAUCAAAAGUUUUGAAAAAAAACUUAUAGCUGUAAACAAAAAUGAAAGAUCAAAAACUAGAGUUGGUGGUACACAAAUUGAUAAUGAAGUUCCAUUAAGUACAUUGAAUAAGAAACUUCAAACUAUAAUAAAUAGUGUUCAAAGGUUUCAAGAUCAGAACAUGAGAGAAGAAGAGUUAAGAAAAGAAUCGAAUUCAAAUAUUUUACAAUUGAAUGAAACGCUUGGGAAAUGUUUAAGAAGAAUAGAAGAUAUUCAGUAUUUACAAGUUGAUUUUGGUCAUGAAUUAAAAGUUUUGAAUAGAUCACAAAAUAAUCUCUUGGGUGAAUUUAAUAAGAUCAAAUCUGCAUCAGUUAUAAAUAAUGCAAAAUCAACAAAUAAUCAAAUUAACAAGGAACUAAAUAAUACCAACAACAAUCAAUAUAGACCAACACCACCAAAUAGUUCAUUUAAUGAAUCUAGUAAUAUAAUUCAUCAACCAAGAGUUCAAUUACCAGAAUCACCAAAAAAUAUAGAACCUAGAAAAAGAGGUCGUAAGCCAGGUACAAAAUUAGUUAGAGGGAAAUUACAAGAUCCAAAUAGUUCUACAGACAUACCUUUGAAAACUCAUAGAACAAGAAGAAAUCUUACAUUAGCUGAACCAGGAUUUAUGAGCGAUAAGUUACCUAAACCUUAUCAAUCAAAGAAAAGAAAAAUAUUGCAAGAUAGAAUCAAUCAAACCAAAUCACCACGUCCACAAUUACAACGUGAUCAUCUUCCUCAACAACAACGAGAAGAUUCUCAUUAUCAUCAAUUCAACCGUCAACAAUCACAACCAAUUUUCUCAUCUUCAUCAUUUGAUAAACAUGAUUCAAGUAAUAAUUGUAUAAGUUUACUUUCAGAUGAUAUGCAAUCAAGUUUAAACUCAGAGCUAUAA
Molecule: messenger RNA, 1398 nt
Organism: Hansenula ciferrii
Lineage: Eukaryota; Fungi; Ascomycota; Saccharomycetes; Phaffomycetales; Wickerhamomycetaceae
Exons: 1
Coding region: 1-1398 (465 amino acids)
Biological process (GO): reciprocal meiotic recombination
Cellular component (GO): condensed nuclear chromosome
Source: RefSeq, a predicted model, not a curated record